AGAUCCAGUUCACUUCUGUAAAGAACUACCAAUCAGCACUCCUAGCAACAUGGCCUUCAAGUUCGUCUUCGCCCUCGCCUUCGUCGCCGUGGCCAGCGCCGGUUAUGCUCCCAUCGCCGCCCCACAGGUGUACCAUGCUGCCCCAGCGGUGGCCACUUACGCUCACGCCCCCGUGGCCGUCGCCCAGAAGGUCGUGGUCAAGGCCGCUGAGGAGUACGACCCCCAUCCCCAGUACCGCUUCUCCUACGGAGUCGAUGACAAGCUGACCGGUGACAACAAGGGACAGGUGGAGGAGCGCGAUGGAGAUGUGGUCCGCGGCGAGUACUCCCUGAUCGACGCCGACGGCUACAAGAGGACCGUCCAGUACACCGCCGAUCCCAUCAACGGAUUCAACGCCGUCGUGAACCGUGAGCCCCUGGUCAAGGCCGUCGCCGUUGCCCCAGUUGUGAAGACCGUCGCCGCUCCCGUUGCCCACUACGCCGCCCCUGCUGUCGCCCACUACGCUGCUCCCGCUGUGGUCAAGACCGUGGCUCCAGUUGCUCACUACGCUGCUCCCGCUGUGGUCAAGACCGUGGCUCCAGUUGCCCACUACGCUGCUCCCGCCGUGGUCAAGACUGUUGCCCCAGUGGCUCACUAUGCUGCCCCCGCUGCGUAUGCCACCUAUGCUGCUCCCACCCACUACGCUGCUCCCACCCACUAUGCCGCCCCCGCUGCCACCUACACCUCGUACUCGGGUCCCGCCGUCGCCUACCACCACUAGAUCCUGACUAAAAUCGACGCUGUACAUAUAUAGAAUUGUUGGCUUUAUUAUUACUGUUCAUUUAUUUAUUGACAGCACCAAUAAAAAAAUGCAUACAAGUAUGUAGACAUAUAUCACGAAA
Molecule: messenger RNA, 881 nt
Organism: Drosophila sechellia
Lineage: Eukaryota; Metazoa; Arthropoda; Insecta; Diptera; Drosophilidae
Product: larval cuticle protein A3A-like
Exons: 2
Coding region: 50-760 (236 amino acids)
Cellular component (GO): extracellular matrix
Source: RefSeq, a predicted model, not a curated record